AAGAAGCAGACUACCACUCACGUUUUCUGAGCCUUCAUCAAGCAAACAUCAUGGAAAAAGGUCAGUUCCCUCCACCAGAGAUGGCAGCACCGCCGUACCCUGGGCCCCCCAACAUUGGAAUCUACCAACCACAGCCUGGUACCUCCUACCCUGGUCCAGCUCCACAACCUGGAUACCAGUACAAUCCACAACAGCCUCAGAUGGUCCAGCCUGUGAGCCAGGUGGUGGUGGUGCAGCAGCUGCCCAAAGAUGUCCCAGGACAGAUGGUGUGUCCUCACUGCCACAACACUGUUGUAACCAAAGUGAAGUAUGUAAAUGGCUUGCUCACCUGGUUAAUCUGUGGAAUACUGGGAGUCUUCAUUUGCUGGCCUUGCUGUUUGAUCCCCUUCUGCGUGGAUUCUUGUAAGGAUGUGGAACACUCCUGUCCAAACUGUGACCAAGUCCUGCACAUCCACAAACGCAGGUGAAACAGAGCUGCAGGAUAAACUCUGCUCACAUGACAAGAGAAGGAAUUAAUCAUCCAUGACUCAACAAACAUGUGCAAACCUUUCUAUGCAAAUACGUCAGAUGUCAUCCCUGUGUUUGCUUUGUCAAAUGAGUGCAGUCUCUGCUUUACUCUGUACUGAUUACACUGUGUAUAAAAGAUAGUAGAAGUUUUUAUUUCAGGUUUUUUGAUCUGAUGAUUAAUUUUAAAGACUAGUGCAAAAAUGUGAAAAAUACACUAUUUUCUUCUGACCUGAGUGAUAAAAAAAAAAUACCUUGGAGAUAAAUUGAGUUUAAAAAUGACACAUGUUCCAAUAACUUUAGUUUACAUAAUGUUACUGCAAAUAAAUUCAAAUGAACCUGUUUGUCAUUUAUUGAAUUAAAAGCUUUGGUAGGAUUUAUACUGCAUGUUGAAUGUUUUUUUCAAUAUUUUAGUUCACAUAUUUGCUUACAUAACAUAAUGUACAAUGAACACAAAACAU
Messenger RNA from Cheilinus undulatus (humphead wrasse), 965 nucleotides. RefSeq names its product LITAF domain-containing protein-like. The transcript is spliced from 5 exons. Lineage: Eukaryota; Metazoa; Chordata; Actinopteri; Labriformes; Labridae. The record is from RefSeq and is a predicted model, not a curated record. Gene Ontology annotation, molecular function: zinc ion binding. Bases 51 to 467 code for a protein of 138 amino acids.